Messenger RNA from Rhea pennata, 3024 nucleotides. It is a transcript of the gene UBL3, whose product is annotated as ubiquitin like 3. Gene Ontology annotation, molecular function: protein binding. Bases 948 to 1301 code for a protein of 117 amino acids. NCBI's taxonomy places the organism in Eukaryota, Metazoa, Chordata, Aves, Rheiformes, Rheidae. The transcript is spliced from 5 exons. The record is from RefSeq and is a predicted model, not a curated record.
CUCGGCGGGCGCCAUGUUGGUUUGAGGGGAAGAUGACAGGGGGCGGCUGCGGGCGAGGAUCGCGCUGAGGCCCCGGCACCUGCGGCUCGCGGCGGGGCGAGGGAGCGCGGCCAGCGCGGCUCUUGGGGGAGGGGGCGCCGCGGAGGCAGCUCCGGGAGCCGCCGGAGGAAGAGGCGGGGGAGGGAGGCAGGGCCGAGGCGGCGGCGGCGAUGCGAGCAGCGAGCUGAGGGUGCUGGAGGCGGCCGCCGUUGGACGCCCCCCGGCCCCUGCCGCGCCGCGGUGCCGGAGCGCCGCGGGGGAGGGCGUUCGCCUCCUUCCUGCCCUCGCGCCGCCGCCCCUCCUGGGCAGGGGCAGCGCCAGACCCUGUUGAAUGUCGCACGCCUCUUAGCGGCGUCCGACAGCCGCCGCCGUCCCCAGCGGCCCCGGCCCGGUCGCCCCGCGCAGCAGCUCGAUCCGCCGGGCAGCGCGGUGCCGCCCGCCCGGGUCGCCCGUUGUUAAUGAGGAGGUGACUCGGCCGCACCAUUACCCCGUGAAUCAUCCCGGCGUUGUUUGUCGAGGUCGGGAAGGAAGGAAGGAAGGAAGAGGGAGAGGGGGGGAAAAAAAAAGCCCGCACCCGGUCCAUGUCACUCCGUAGUCUCGCCUGGUCUACCUGGCACCGCUGGUGCUGCUGCUGCUGCUGACAAGGAUCUGCUGCCAUCUCUGGUCUCCUGGUGGUUCCCCGAAACAGCCUGCACACCGGCUUCGCUUGGAUAUUUUUGCCCUCAGCAACCAACAGCCUUCCCCACUGCAUAUCAGGCACUCUUAUUAAUAAGAGACGUGGAUCUCGCUGCCUCCAAAGUGCACGCCGAUUUUUGUUCUGGAAGAUCUGUGGGUAGUGCUUGGUGCUCGCCCCCUCCUUUUUUUUUUUUUUUUUUUAAGUUGUUCUAAACCAUUAGGGUAACGUCAAGAUGUCCAGCAGUGUUCCAGCUGAUAUGAUAAAUUUGCGCCUCAUCUUGGUAAGCGGGAAAACAAAAGAGUUCUUAUUUUCACCAAAUGACUCUGCUGCAGAUAUUGCAAAACAUGUGUAUGACAACUGGCCAAUGGAUUGGGAAGAGGAGCAGGUCAGCAGUCCAAAUAUCUUACGGCUUAUUUAUCAAGGGAGGUUUCUUCAUGGCAAUGUCACACUAGGAGCAUUAAAACUCCCUUUCGGUAAAACAACAGUGAUGCAUUUGGUGGCUAGAGAGACAUUGCCAGAGCCAAACUCUCAAGGUCAAAGGAACCGUGAAAAAACUGGAGAAAGCAAUUGCUGUGUAAUCCUGUAAGCUCUGUUAGCUUUACCUGCUAAGUGUGAUGUAAUAUAGUCUGUCUUUCAUGCUGCUGGGAUAGAAGAGGCCCUACCUUGCUUCAGACACCUGUAGGAAGAGCCUGUCUGUAAAUCCAUGGAACUGAAAUAUUACACGAACACUGUCACAUCAGUCUUUUUUCUUAAAAAAAAAAAAAAAAAAAAAAAAAAAAGAAAGAAAGAUCUAUGAACACUUUCAUUGGUUUUUUUGUUUUUUUUUUCCCAAUUCCUGCUUCUUGUUUGUUGAAUAAUCUUACAGUACAUUGGUUCUUGAAUGAAUUCAAACUCCAGGAAAAGUUAAUGCAUUCUUUUCCAUAGCAGGAAUCAUUUUACUUCAACAAAAAUCUCCAUUAAUGGGGUAUAACCAGUCAAGCUUUCUAGAUGCAAUUUGCACUAAAUGUGGUUGACAGUAUGUUUCUCAUCAACAAUCUCUAACAAUAUUUCAGACACCUAGUAAUAACCUACAAUGUAUAAUGCAACACUGGAAAAUGGUAUGUCUGUAAUUAAAACAAAAUCUUUUGGCCAAAUAAAAGGAAAAACUGUUAAGUCAAUUCUACCUAAGUCAACCUUGGUAGCCGAACUGGCACAGAAUACUAACUAAACCAAGUCUAACUGUAUGUAUUUUAACUGCAACAAACAAAAAACUAUGUGCCUGUAAUUUAAAAGCACUCUGUAGAGGGCUGAUGAAACCGAUCUUUUUUCGUUACUGCGUGCACUCUGAUCUAGUAUGUUAGUUGAGUGCUUAUACAGACAGCACAAACAAGUGCAGAGAGUGCAUUUCCUAGCCUUAAUAUGGGAGGGGUAAUUUCCUGUAGUUCAUAGGCUUUUAUUACUGUGCAUAAAUGUUAGAAAACAUCAUUUACUAAUCAAUUUUAUGUAUUUGAAUAUUGGCAAUUGGUGUUUUUCAGUCAUUUUCUCAUCUGUACCUUAGUGUCCAAUGUCAUGCUUACUCAUUAGAGACUUCAAAAGAAAAUAAAAUUUAAAAAGCAAAAAGAAAAACCUCUGCCAUAGUACUAGUUUUGUUUCUUUAUGUAAUCUGCAUUUGGUAUUAGUGCUUGCAAUUGUAUUAAAAUCAGAAGCUGAUUUUCUGAAGGCAUACAUAAUUCAAAAGGAUGCCAUUCUUUUAUUUCAUAUCAAUAAUUUAAAUGUUGAUAUGCUAAAGAAAUUUGCACAGCACUAAAGCAUGAGCUAGUUUCAUCUAAACCUGUAAAAAAUAUAAAAGAUUUUAUAUUUUUUCACUGGGGAGGAGUUCUUCCUGGCUGAAAUUACAAAUAUGUGUAGAAUAUAUUUAAUAAAAAUCUUAUAAAAUACAUAACUAUAGAAGUUAAAUAUAGAUUGGCGUGUAGUAUAAUAGACCAAUAUUCCAUAUAAAUAGCUUUAGCCUUUAAAAACAAAAAUGAGUCACAGGUUGACAUUGUGUUCUUGUACUUAAGUGUCCACAACUCUUACAGAUGUUCCGUGUAAUCGUUUUUUCGAAUGAUCAGCAUCAUUCAAAUGUAAUCGGAUUAUUUUAUCCAUUGUUACUGCUUUGAUGAAAUGCUUUAUAUGCAGUAGAUUUACAAAAAUACUGUUCAUACUGAUCAGAAUUAAAUUUGUAUAGAGCAGAGUUUUAAAACAAAUUGUAAAUAGCACUAAACAUUUUCUUUCUGCAACCUGUACUGAUAGACUCUUCUGUAAACUAAAUAAAAGAAUAUUGUAGUGCA